Molecule: messenger RNA, 1125 nt
Organism: Fusarium venenatum
Lineage: Eukaryota; Fungi; Ascomycota; Sordariomycetes; Hypocreales; Nectriaceae
Molecular function (GO): protein binding
Source: RefSeq, a predicted model, not a curated record
AUGGCGCCCUCAAGACCCGAAACAAAAAAGACGAAUCCUGACAUCGCAAAACUCAUUGUUGAUGCGCAGACUCAGCUUGAGGUGGGAAGACUAGAGGAGGCUGCUACACUUGCCCAGCAGGCUCUCGACGCCACCGGCCAAGGUGGUGACUUUGAGCUCAGCGCUGCCAACCUUUUGGGUACUAUCUUUAUCGAGUCUGGUGACAUUGACGAGGCCCGGGCUGCUUUUGAGCGUGCGGUUCACCUCGACCAAGACGGAACCGUGGACGAGAAAAUUGGUGGUGGCCCUGAGAAGUUCCUCCUUCUCGCCCAGCUCAGUGAGGAGGGUGGUCUUGACACCGUUCAAUGGUAUGAGCGUGGUGCGACGGCGCUCCGAAAGCAGAUUGCAGUACUGAGCGAGAUUCGAUCACCCACCCCUCAACAAAAAACAUCCCUUCAGGAGAAGCAACACAAGCUGGCCGGAGUCCUCUGCGCUGUUGCCGAGGUGUAUAUGACCGACUUGUCGUGGGAGCCCGAUGCCGAAUCACGCUGCGAGACUCUUAUUACCGAGGCUAUGCUCCUCGCACCCGCGGCUCCUGAGACCUGGCAAACAGUUGCAAACGUUCGAAUUUCACAGAGCCGUGCCAACGAGGCCCAGACCGCUCUGCGCAGGAGUCUUGAGUUGUGGCAGAACCUUCCCCCCAACCACCCUGAUGUUCCCGAGUUUCCCACCAGAAUUGCUCUCGCCCGCUUGCUGAUGGAGACCGAACUGGAGGAUGAGGCCUUGGGUGUGCUGGAGCGUCUUGUCACAGAUGAUGACACUAGUGUUGAGGCUUGGUAUCUUGGCGGCUGGUGUCUUUACAUCACCGGUGAGAAGCAGAAGACCACUGCCUCCAAGCCAUGGAAUGAAGUUACCAAGGACAACGAGGAGUGGAAGGGGCUGUGGAAGUCAUCGAGACAGUGGCUUUCUCAGUGCUUGAAGUUGUUCGAUAUGCAAGAGUACGAAGACGAGCGACUCGGAGAGCACGCCAAGGAAUUGUUGUCAUGUAUCAACAAGGAGAUCGGUGAGCCAGCUGAUGGCGAGUUGGAUGACUGGGAAGACCCCAGCGACGGCGAGAACGAUGAUGAUGCCGAGAUGCAGGGUUGA